GCAGUUAUAGUUUUGUGAGAGAGCACACGAAUAUCAAACGCGCACCAGCCAAACAUCCAACUCAGAAAAACACACAAUAUUUUUUAUUUCUUCUUCUCCAUAGCGCAAAGAAUUUUUACAGCAUUUAAUAACAACUCGAACGAAACGAUCAAACAUUAUUUUUCCAACAUCAGUUGUGAUUUGUCGGCAUCUACACUUUGAGAUCAACGCACAAUCAACAAUUUAUUCAUAGAAAAAUUUUGUUUUUCUUUCUGCCACCGAGAAACGCGCAAAUUUAUUGAAAAAUAAUCUGAUCACAGAUUCAAUUCAACAUUCAUUGACGAAUUUCGAUCAGUUUUCUGAAAAAUCAAAGAAAAUAAUUCUAUUUUGAACAAACACUCAGCCUAGUGAUUUUGGGUUCUUAGCAAAGCGGAAAAUUAGUGCAAUUUACCAAAAUUUUGAUCAAAUAACCGUUAGCUAAUUCGAAUGGAAAGUUUUAAUAAAACGCAUAUAAAAUCCACAUCACGUGAUUCACGGCGAAUGAUUACUCAUCUAUGGACGAUUCAACUAUGAACACAACAAGAUAAAAAUCCAGUAGAAAAAAAAAACUCCACUUGCGAUUAGAAACUGUUAAUUCACUGAGAAAAAGAAUACAAGCGAGCUAAAAAAGAGAAUUUUUUUUUGAAAAAUUUCAUGUGAGUGCAAUAAGUUUGACAAAAAAGACGCUAAAAAUCAUCUGAGUUCCUAUCAAAAUAGUUAACUCAGUGCGAAAACAAGCAAAAAAAGUAUUUCAAAACAAAAACACGUCAUCAAAUUGAAUAAAAUUCAGACACUCCUAUUGCAUAUGGCUCACCAUUGAACUAUUUUUGCAGCGUAAUUGAAAACCAACAAACUGGCGAUUUGAAAUUAAUCGAGAACCGAUUCAAACAAAAGAAUAUUAAAGUAAAAGCAAAAGAAGCAAAGAAAUUAUCCGCGCUGGAACGAAGGAAAUCAUUAAAACAAAGCAAAAUGGUUGACACACAGCAUUUUUGCCUACGAUGGAAUAACUACCAGAGUAGUAUUACAUCGGCAUUUGAGAAUUUGCGCGACGACGAAGAUUUCGUCGAUGUCACAUUGGCCUGUGAUGGCAGAAGUUUGAAGGCACAUCGUGUCGUCCUAUCGGCAUGCAGCCCAUACUUCCGUGAAUUGCUUAAGAGCACACCAUGUAAACACCCAGUGAUUGUGUUACAAGAUGUCGCAUUCAACGAUUUGCAUGCUUUGGUCGAAUUCAUCUAUCACGGCGAAGUAAAUGUACAUCAACGCUCGCUCAGCUCAUUUCUAAAAACAGCCGAGGUACUUAGAGUGUCUGGAUUAACACAACAACAGGCUGAAGAAACACACAACCUAGCACAAAUUCAAAGCCUUGGCAAUUCUGGCGGCCGCACACCCAUCAGCCAUCAUCCAAGCUUUACAGAUAAAUUGGAAGAAACUCUAUUCCCACAAGGAAUUUCUCCGCCACCGCAUUUAAACAACUUACACUCGUCAAAUCCCCAUUCAAAUGCAACAGUCAAUCAGCUAUUGCGACAUGCAGCAGAACGUGCAGCCGUACAACGUCGUGAACGUUCAAACAAAGCCGGUCAAGAUGAGCAUUCAUUUAAACGUCAACGGUCCGACAAUGGCAAUAACAACAGUCCAGAUGUCAUUAGUCAUAUGCCACAAGUCACCCCUGCCGAUUUCUCUACAAUUAAACACAACAACAACAAUACGCCGCCGAUGAAAGAUGCUGAAUGCGCCGAAGACUACUCAUCAAAUAAUCCGAAUAACAUGAGCAACAACAAUACAUCAAAUGGCAAUGGAUUAUCCUCAUCGUCAACUGAUAAAGAGAGUCUUACACCGUCACCGCCAAACCGCCUCAACGAUAAUGUUAAAUCCGAACCCAUGGAUCUCGUCGGCAUCAACCACAAUUUGCCAUCCGAUGAACAAAGCAACGAUUCAGUCGGUGACAACGAUGUUAAAUACUUGGGCGGCAACGACGGCAAAGGAUCACUCAGCUCAAAUAAUGAUGACGAUAUUGAUAACAUACAUUCACACACUGGACCGCCGUUUCUAAUGGGAGCUGAAAAUAAACUCUUCUCAUCACCGGGCUCAUUCAGUUUCUCAAUGGCUGCACUAACUGAUCCUGCAACACUUGUUGGAUUGAAUCACUUGCAAUCAGCCGCUGAUCAACUAGCUGGAUCUCCACAAGGUGGCGCCGUCGUCAGUCCAUCAUCAAUCGUCAAUUGUAAUAAUGGUGGUGGUGUUUUAUCAGGAAAUAAUGCCGGCACCGGACGCUUAUCGCUUCCAUUGCCAUUAACUGCUUGCCAUCGAUGCGAUGUAUGCGGCAAACUCCUAAGCACCAAAUUAACAUUGAAACGUCACAAGGAACAACAGCAUCUUCAGCCAUUAAAUAAUGCCGUUUGUAAUCUCUGUCAUAAAGUGUUUCGCACAUUAAAUAGUUUGAAUAAUCAUAAAAGCAUUUAUCAUCGCCGUCAAAAGCAACAUCAUUCGCAUCAUGCACAUGGUGGCGGUGGCCAUAGUCAUAGCCGUCAUUCGCCACCGACCCAAUCACAUGCAGAUCCACAUCGGCAGCAUCAACAACAGCCACAGCACCAUUCGAAUAUUAUUCAUAGUUUGCCCAAUAGCCAGUCACAAACCGAUUUAUCGAAACCGUGCAUUGAUUUCUUAUGAAUGCACCUCAGGUGAAUGUGUCAUGAUGCGAUUGAUAGUACGAUUACGACGACGACACAUGAUUUUUCACAUUUUUGUUAGGUUGCUUCUCGCUUCCCCGACCUCCUCUUUUAAAAAAAAAUAACAACAACCACAUACAUACACACACAUCAAAUGAAAUAUGACAUGUUCCGAUAUAUGCGCUGCGCGACACCGCAGGCAGUGUUUUUUUUUCCUAUUUCAUACUCCGUCUCUCAAAUGCAAUUUAAUUAAAUGUACUUAGAUGCCAGCGCACAUUUAAUGUGCGGUUAUAACCAAAAACAUUUUUUUUUUCAAACGCCUCGAAAUUAUUUACAUACAUAAAAAAACACUCACAUAUUUGGCUCAAAGCGCAUAUGAAACAAAAACGAUUCACAGUCACGCCUUCCCCCCUCACAUUGAAAUUAUUUAUAUAGUUUACGAAUCAAGUGAUUUUAUACAAGAAUUUGUCAUCAUCCAUGUGCAAUCUUUUACUUCUUUUUUGUUACACAAUCUAUCUAAUUAUUAUCCAUUUUUUUUAAAUUAUGAAGCCUUUUUCGUCAUUAAUUAUUUUUUUUAGAACAACACAUCUAUUAUCCUAUUUAUUACUAUUUAAAAGUAAACGAAAAAAAAUGAAACGAAAUGAAAUUUCGAUUGAUGAAUAAAUAAGAUCGAACCCUUAUCGAUCGAAUCAAUGCCAAUAUUCAUAGUCAAGAGAUCACAAAAAAUUUCUUGUGCGAAAUUAUUUCCACAUCAUUGACAUCAAAAUCCAUCCCCUUUGUUCGUUUCAAAACUCAUAUAUUCACUUGCACAUCAUACCAUCUAUAUGUGUUUUGUGUCAUUUUGAAUCGACUGACAAAGAGAUAUAAAAAAACUAUUGAGAUACAGCAACAACAACCAGAUAAUGAAUGCCAAAAAAAAACAACUAAAAGGGAUAUAUAGAAAUUGAAUGGAAAAUACCCUAUAGAAUUAUGUGUAAAUAUGAAAACAGUUUUUAAGAUGAAAAAGAUGAAGAAAAAAACACAUACAGAAUAAAAACAAUAACAAUUCCUCGAAGCUAAAGAAAGGAACAGUAUAUCUGUGCUAAAUGGGUCACACAUAAAAUAACCACUUGCCGUUUGUAUUGUGUACUUUUAUCAGAAAAACAUGGAAAAAAAUGGAAAAAUACCACAUUAGCUAAAUUUCAUUUUAUUUUAGGAUUAAGCGAAACGUGAAAAAGCAUUUACAUUUAAAAGAAAAAAAUGGAAUAUUACUAAUUAAAAGUAUAUGUUUAAAGAAAUCUAUGGAGAAAAUACAGAAAUAGCUAUUAAGAAGCAACACGUGAAGUGUGAAUAAUAACGCGAAACAAACAAAAAUGAAACCAUUUGGAAAUUUAAAAUCACAUGUUCGCCAAAAAGUUUAGUUUGCAAUCGGUUCAUUCAGUGAGAGUUUUGAACAUUUCGAGUGUUGAAUUUGACUUAUUAUCAAAUUGAACACUUUUUUUCUGCGGCAAAUUUUCACAUUUUUCAUUCUACCGCUGAAAUCGCGCGAAAUAAAAAAAAUACGCAAUCAUUUAUUACAUUUGUUUCAUUGAGAGGUAUUUACCGCGUUUUAAAUUGAAAUGCAUUUUAAUGAAAUCGAUGGCCAUUUGUGUUUCAUGUCAAAAUGUGCAAAUUCACGGCAGAAAAAGAAAAAUAACGAAACCGAUGACCUCACUUACUGUAAAUAGAAGAAUCAAUUUUGUGUAAAUGGACAAAAAAUUAAACGAAUGAUAUUAUCAAGGCACGUUUAGUCGGGCGAUGACGAACAGAUCAAAUUAGUUGAUCAAUUUAGGCAUAUAGGGAAAAGAGAGUUUUAUACACAACUUUUUUUAAACGUUGAAAAUGUUUUUGAUUCAAUUUUUUUUCGGUUUUUUUUUUUUUAAAUGCAAUUUAUGCAAUUUUUCCAAUUGGAUUUAGGAUCGGAGAUAAUAAUGAUAUAGAUAGAAGAUGACGAAAGAAAAACCAGUACCAAAAGCAAAAUUUACACCGCCUGAGUAUGAUAUAUAGUAUAGUUUGGCAACGAAAACCAAAAUUGAUAUGAUAAUAAUAUGUUUAGGCAAAUUCAAAAUUCUUCCAGAACCUUUUUUUUAAUUUGGUCUCCAAAAAACGAGCGGUAUUUCGAAAACAUGACUGAUAGACGUAUAGAAUAGAUCGAAGACGAUAAUUAGAGUUCACACAAAACACAUACACACAGCAUAGUAAGCAAAUUCAUUUGAACACAAGUUUUAUUAUUCAAAAAGAAAAUCACCCCCUUCCCCAAAAUCUCCUUACGUUUAAGCGACAAUAUUUUUUUUUUAAUAUUGAAAUUCAUAAUCCACCAAGAUUCAUUAUUCGACGCAUUAAUAAAAACAAAAACUCUAUUUUCGUAUCAAAAUUUAGUAAUCGUCACCGGUAUGGCAUGGAUUUUAUUUAGAAAUCAAAAUAUGUGAUGUUUUAAUUUUAACUUUAGCUAUGUUAGACAUUUGAAAAUCCAAUUCGGUAGUAUAACGAUCGAAGUAGAGUGUAUGAAUAUGCGAGAAAUGCGAAAGAGAAAUAUAACGAAUCGAUUACUUCUAAAUAUAAAAUAUUUUUUUUAAAAUAGAAAUUGCUUCUAUUUUAUUUGCGUUUCUCGAAAAAUUUGUGAUUGUCAGCAAGACUGAAUUUUUUUUUUACCUAAAGCGAAGAAGAGGGAAAAUUUACUUUUUCGCGAAAUUUCGUUGAAUGUUUGUUUUUCGUUUUGCUUUUUGGUGCUGACCAAAUCUAUAUUGAAAGAAGCAAUUGACUCGCACACUAUGAAUUCGAAGGUUUUUUUUGGUCAUGGUAUAUGUGCGGCGAUAUUUGACGAAGAAAGCUCUCACUAUAAACAUACGUAGUGGAAAGAACGUUUGAAAUUGAUUGCAAAAGCGCAUGAAAAGCGAUGGAACAAUGUCUGAAUCGAUGGUGUUCAGACGCGAAACGAAUUGAACAAUUUUCGAGAUAAUAAGAAUACUUUCAAUCAUUUUUUUUUACAUACACUUACUUAAACACACACCAAUUGGCCUCUCAAAAACGAAGUCUGACAUUCAUUUGAUACCAAAUUUAAAAUUUAUACACGAUUUACAAUGAAAAGAAUAUUUAAAAAGAAAAAAAGAAAUUUACGUAUAUGAAUUAAGAACAAUUUUUCGACAUGGUUUUGGACGGCGCGAAGAAAAUCGAAGUGUAGAAAAUAAGGCGAUCAACUACAAAAAAUUAUUAUACUAAAAAUUCGAAUCAACAAUUCAAAAUUGUUUGUUUCACGUUUUAUUUUUGAAUAUGAAUUUACUAAGAUGAAGAUGAAAAUUAAUUGAAAAACAAUUGGCAAUGCCAGGUAAAAAAUUAAUCUAAUAUAUUAUAUACAAAUACACAUUUUAUACGAAGAAGAUGAAAAAAAAAACUUUAUUAUUAUUUUUUUUGCCCCCUUUCCCCCAACUAAUUUAUUGUAAAAUAUAUUUUAUUUUUUAUGGAGUAAAGAUAACACCUUAAAGCCCCAUAGUCGAAUAUGAUAUAGAACUUUUUUUUUUGAAUUUAUUUUUUUUUCUCUUUUUUUGCUUUAAUUGAAUUUGA
Molecule: messenger RNA, 6263 nt
Organism: Contarinia nasturtii (swede midge)
Lineage: Eukaryota; Metazoa; Arthropoda; Insecta; Diptera; Cecidomyiidae
Gene: br
Product: broad-complex core protein isoforms 1/2/3/4/5
Exons: 11
Coding region: 988-2685 (565 amino acids)
Biological process (GO): regulation of transcription by RNA polymerase II
Cellular component (GO): nucleus
Molecular function (GO): protein binding
Source: RefSeq, a predicted model, not a curated record